AUGUGGACACAGUGGCACAGAGCAACUGCUCUUGUAGGUUGCUUAGAUCCUGGGAUGGGAUGGGUCAAGGGUUCGAUGGUAAAUCCCAGAGUAGAGAGACACAAGGAGGAUAUGAUAAAAGCAGCGAGGAAGCUCAAGAAGUUGUGGCCAAGAAAGAAGAAGAGGAAGAAGACUCAUCAGUAUCAAGAACCCUAUUACUACCAUCCACCCUCCUCAUGUCAUUAUUGCUGCUCUUACCCUACUGCACUGGCUCAACCCUCAGCUCCACCAUUGCCACCAUGGCUUGAGCCUGAACUGACCUAUGAGGCCAUUUCAGCACCUGGGAUCGGGGUGCAGCCCUUGCCAGAGCUGGCCUAUCCAAGUCAAAUCCAAGCUCCAUCACAAGAAAUCGUCGAGGAAACAGCUCCCAUGUAUCCUGCAUUGUCUUCGUAUCAGCAAUACCUGGUUCCAAAUCCUGUUUAUGGGGUGCCUGUUGAGCAGAAACUUGUAAGAGAGAAGUCAGCUGGGUUUUUCGGAUGUGUUGUUAACUUUGGCAUCAACAUAAUCCGUUGCUUCUGCCCAUGUUUUCGCAUUCGGGAAGGAAGUGAGGUUGUAGUGGCUUGA
Messenger RNA from Dovyalis caffra, 603 nucleotides. Lineage: Eukaryota; Viridiplantae; Streptophyta; Magnoliopsida; Malpighiales; Salicaceae. The record is from the annotation of a GenBank genome assembly.